AACGAUAUUUCAACACGUAUCGUGACGAGCUCGAAUCAGAACCUAUCAGAAUUUGGUGAAAACACCUUUGAUUCAUUAUUCCGCAUCAUGGUCAUGACUCGCGUCGACUCUUUGAUGAUCAAGAGUUUCAGAGCACGGUAUUUGUAUUUAAUCUGAUGAUGCAUUUCUGAUUUUUCUUUCGUUGAAAGCACUGCCAACCGAAUUCACAGACUUAUUUAGGGUUCGCACAGGCGCGGAGGCGCGCCUUCUUGUGCACCGCCCGCCUAUUGCAAUUGAUGAUGAGUCGGUACAUACUCAAUGAAUUUACCUUGCUCUAGUAAGUAUUCAAAAUGCUGUUAACUGUGAAAAGGAGCCUUCUCCGUCAUCACUAUAUUCCCUCGUUUUCCUUCGCCCAACGCUUCAAGCCUCGAUACCCACCCCCCACCGUCAUCCCUGUAUAAUGCCUGCGUCGAGGCAAAUCCACCCUCUACUCUCUAAUCAGCCAUUCACAAUGAUAGAGGGGAUCCAGAAUCCUUCGCUCCUUUCAUGGAACAUCCGCGAAGCACCGUCAACUGUUUUAGUUCGCGUUAACACGGUUCAACCGCCACGGUUACUUCGAUCUCACGAACUAUCAGCUCCCGCUACACGACCUCCACUCACUCACUUGCGUAUUCACUGUGGAAUCAUACCUGACUCGGACACUUGGUAUAUCGAAACACAAAAUCUUUCAGGAGUAACAGUGCGAAAUGUGUUAGAUGCAAUAUACGAUGCAUUCAAACAACCAUUCUCGCAUGAAUCAUUUAAUACUUUGUGUCCGAAGACUCAAACGAUAGUCUUGAACACAUUCUACGCUCGUGUGAGAGCGGCUGGUGCACUGGAUCUUUCGAGGGCAGUCUGGGAGGAGGGAAUACAACGAGGUGAUUGUUUGAUGCGACAUUCUUGGUUUGGAGGGCUCUCUGUGUCGUUUGAAGGUAGACCCGACAUGGAGAAUACGUGUAUAUUGUCAGUAAGGAGGAUCGACGACGAAGCUAAUUUGCCAUCGCCAACCCGUGUCGUACCCUCACCGUUUCGGUAG
Molecule: messenger RNA, 1054 nt
Organism: Lentinula edodes (shiitake mushroom)
Lineage: Eukaryota; Fungi; Basidiomycota; Agaricomycetes; Agaricales; Omphalotaceae
Exons: 1
Coding region: 440-1054 (204 amino acids)
Source: RefSeq, a predicted model, not a curated record